Molecule: messenger RNA, 318 nt
Organism: Echinostoma caproni
Lineage: Eukaryota; Metazoa; Platyhelminthes; Trematoda; Plagiorchiida; Echinostomatidae
Source: the annotation of a GenBank genome assembly
AUGGUGACACUGACCCCACGAGCUAAUUUCCACUACGGUGACCACGAAGCUCGUUUAGUAUAUCGAAUGCGCCAGAUGCGUAUCCAACCACUUCUUCAGCAAACGCCUCUAGCCUACCUACAUCAUGAACUAGCCGAAAGCUCUCAUUUUUCCAUCAUGGCAGAGACUCUCGCAUUUCUGCAACCUCAGUACAGCCGCCCACAUAUGGGACUGCCACGCUUCGACAAAGCUGGCGUAAUAGAGCGCAACGGCAGACAUGAGGCCGUUAACAUCGGCCUGCUGAAAUCGGAGCAUCUGACAAUGGUCCUACACUCGUAG